Molecule: messenger RNA, 1551 nt
Organism: Cydia pomonella (codling moth)
Lineage: Eukaryota; Metazoa; Arthropoda; Insecta; Lepidoptera; Tortricidae
Exons: 4
Coding region: 473-1531 (352 amino acids)
Source: RefSeq, a predicted model, not a curated record
UUCAUUACGGUAGUAACACUACUUAUUUUGUGGUAAAACGAGAUUUCAAUUAAUCUUGCAGUCUAGUUAGAGCGAUCUAACCUCGGAGGAUUUAACAACUGGAGUCGCCUUUAAGAGCUUACCCCUCCGUCGAAACGAAAUAACUGUGCCAGUGGUCAUAUGUAUAGACUGACGUUUAUCCGCCGUUUAUACAUUUGAUGUGCCCCUCCCUCGCAAAAAUUGGCAGUGUGUUUUACAGAUAAUUACAGAUAAGGCCUCUCCAGUUGUUAAAUCCUCCAAGGAUGUAACUGUUAACUACACCCAUAUAAUAUUGGCCAAGGUUGGCCAAUAAUCUAAGUGACUAUAAUGUUGGUAGCAUUGUUGCUUACACUAAAGAGAGCGCGGCGACCUCACCGAGACUAUUUAACAAUGACAGACGUCAUUUUAUAUUCAACCUUCAAAAUAUUUUAUUACAUCUAUUUACAAAAGAAUAAUGAACGCAAAUAUGCAAAAUCUUGUCUGUUGUCUUAUUUUCUUUUCAGAGUUCCGAGGGAUCAAGGGAGACUUUGUUAAUAAUGGAGAAGAGGAAAAUAUUGCAUCAGUAUCACGGUCAUUUUGGGAUGAACACAAUUUUGGAGACAGUGUAAUUACAGUACCGGAUGGGUCUGAGGACGAUGAAGAUUUUGAUGAUUAUAGACUAAGGAAAAGUUCAGUGGAAAAUUUAAAAUUAUAUAAAGAAUUUUUAGAGGGAAAAAAGAAAGUAAAUAAGUCCAAUGAGAUGGUAUUGCAGAUCAAAUCAAGAGAAAGGAGAGAUGAUUCAUUGGAUAUACUCGAGUGUCUACAGUGUCACGGCUCAAACUCAGGAAUUAAUAUAAGUAUUGAUUAUGAAAACUGCUACAAAGGUAUCAAUGUGUCAUCGGUCGAAUGCGGUACAGAUUUUACUCGGGAUCAUCAAGAAUGUUUUAUAGAACUUCAUCCUUUUUAUAUAAAGCGAGGUUGUUAUAAUCCUCUUAAACUUAAUGUAACAUUUUAUUGUAAAUGCACACUUUGUAACGACAAACCAGGUGAAAAACGCGAGUACUUCGUAUAUCAAAAUAUAAAGGAUUGGGCCUUUGACAACAGAAGACUGCAACAACCAAACUUGCCAGGUGUUAUUGCAGCGUGUAAAUAUUGCAACACGACUGGUGCUGGUUACUUUCAAACUUGCCUGGACGGCACCAGUGUAGAGUAUACAAUUUGCGAUGAAGGACAAAUGUGUUUUACUCAAAUAGAAAAAGCUAAAGGGUCAAUAAGCCGUGGAUGUGCUAAUAAACCAGCCUACAACUCUUUCUUCGCAUUUUGCAAUCAAAGCUAUUGCAACGACAAAAACUAUUGGGAUUCUGAUGUAGCAUUUCAAUUUGCGAAACGAAGAAACAGGACGCGCAUGAUUUCAGUAAUUUCAGUUUCUUUAACAGGAUCUAAUACAGGACGUAAAAUGAACGAAAUACUGCUUCUCAUUCCUUUGAUAAACCUAUAUAAUAUGUUAAUACUCUUUGAAACAUCUUCGAAAUAAUUACUUUUGACAGUCAGGAA